GUCGCCGCUAUCAUGAUUAUCGUAUUCGCGGUCCGCUUUCGUAGGUUCGAUAUAGAUCAAAAUUCAUAUUUCGCGUUAUUCUUUCUCCGAAGUACGACAAAAAAUGCGAUGGACGCAAGCUGAUUGCCAGAAUAUCAUAACAUGUCCCGCAAUCAUAAGGACAAGUAUGAGAACUCCAACCCGCGUCGUAUUUACACACUCAUGUGCCCUGAGGACUAUCAAUCGGGGAAGAAAUCUCAUUGGUCGGAGUUGGAGAUAACAGGCAGUAUAAGAAAUCUAAGCCCCAACUUGUGGCAAAUGAUUCAUCUGACAGCUUUGUAUCUGAACGACAAUAGUCUGCAGAGAGUACCAGCUGAAAUUGGUCGUCUUGCCAACUUGCGCAUUCUAGAUCUCAGCAGCAAUAAGCUGCGUAGUUUGCCUGCUGAACUGGGGGACCUUAUCUACCUCAGGGAGUUGUUAUUGAACCAAAACUACCUUCGCGUGUUACCGUACGAACUAGGGAAAUUGUUCCAAUUACAAGUGCUUGGACUUCAAGGAAAUCCACUCAGCAAGGAUGUAUUGACAUUGUAUGGAACUGGGGAGCCUGCAGGGACAAACAAGCUGCUGACAUACAUGUUGGACAACUUACAAGUUACGGCAAAUCAUCCUCCCCAAAGACCGUGGAUUCCGUUGACAAGGCCCAACAGAACGAGACCAACAUGCAUAUUUACGGUGAUGUGUUACAACGUGCUGUGCGACAAGUACGCGACGCGACAAAUGUACGGCUAUUGUCCGAGCUGGGCGCUGGAUUGGGAGUAUCGGAAGAAGGGUAUCCUCGACGAGAUACGGCAUUACGCCGCGGAUAUCAUCAGCCUGCAAGAGGUCGAGACGGACCAAUUCUACAAUUUCUUCUUGCCGGAGCUUAAGCACGACGGCUACGACGGCAUAUUCUCGCCCAAGUCCCGCGCGAAAACGAUGGCGGAGAACGACCGCAAGUACGUCGACGGCUGCGCCAUUUUUUAUAGGACCGCCAAAUUUUCUCUGAUAAAGGAGCAUUUAGUUGAAUUCAAUCAAUUGGCGAUGGCGAAUGCGGAGGGUUCGGACAACAUGUUGAAUCGAGUCAUGCCCAAAGAUAACAUCGGAUUGGCUGCAUUACUUAGGACUAAGGAAGCCGCUUGGGAUAAUGGUGUUCCAUCUGAUCCGGCACAAGUGCAACAACCAAUUUUAGUUUGUACGGCGCAUAUUCAUUGGGAUCCCGAAUUUUGCGAUGUAAAAUUGAUACAGACAAUGAUGUUGAGCAAUGAAUUACGUUCCAUUUUGGACCAAGCUGGCCAGUCAUUCAGACCCGGCCAUAAACCUGACUCUUCCAAUGUUCAACUGCUACUUUGUGGCGACUUUAAUUCCUUACCUGAUUCUGGUGUGAUCGAAUUUCUUACAUCUGGACGUGUGGCGGCCGAUCAUCGUGAUUUUAAGGAUUUAGCGUACAAAUCGUGUUUACAAAAGAUCUCUGGCUGCGAUAAACCUAACGAAUUCACGCAUUCUUUCAAACUUGCAUCUGCCUAUAGCGAGGACAUUAUGCCCUAUACUAAUUACACAUUCGAAUUUAAAGGCAUAAUAGACUACAUUUUCUAUUCAAAGCAAAGUAUGGUGCCACUGGGCCUCCUUGGUCCGUUGAGCCCAGAGUGGUUUAAAGAGCAUAAAGUAGUCGGAUGUCCUCAUCCUCAUGUCCCAUCUGAUCACUUUCCUCUGUUAGUGGAGUUGGAAAUGACACCGACAGUAGGAACAAGCAAUGGUUUGAUCUCACGCAGGUAGCAGCCGCUGCGAUCUAGGCCCAAAUAACCAUAAGAAGACGAGAAAUCAAUAAGGAAGGUAAAAAAGGGAAAAAAAGAAUUUGCAUCACUUCUUCUCUACUUACUUCUG
Cataglyphis hispanica is the source of this 1899-nucleotide messenger RNA. RefSeq names its product CCR4-NOT transcription complex subunit 6-like (gene twin). Gene Ontology annotation, molecular function: poly(A)-specific ribonuclease activity; protein binding. Gene Ontology annotation, cellular component: cytoplasm; CCR4-NOT complex; nucleus. The record is from RefSeq and is a predicted model, not a curated record. The transcript has 10 exons. Bases 142 to 1791 code for a protein of 549 amino acids. Lineage: Eukaryota; Metazoa; Arthropoda; Insecta; Hymenoptera; Formicidae. Gene Ontology annotation, biological process: nuclear-transcribed mRNA poly(A) tail shortening.